Messenger RNA from Odontomachus brunneus, 8895 nucleotides. RefSeq names its product tight junction protein ZO-1 (gene pyd). The record is from RefSeq and is a predicted model, not a curated record. The coding region runs from base 3632 to 7291 and encodes 1219 amino acids. Gene Ontology annotation, molecular function: cell adhesion molecule binding. Gene Ontology annotation, biological process: cell-cell junction organization; cell-cell adhesion; protein localization to cell-cell junction. The transcript has 17 exons. NCBI's taxonomy places the organism in Eukaryota, Metazoa, Arthropoda, Insecta, Hymenoptera, Formicidae. Gene Ontology annotation, cellular component: plasma membrane; bicellular tight junction.
ACAUUUCUCCCAUGGUGCACGUUUUUCUGACCGUUCAAGGUCGACUUUCGUUUCGUUUGUGGGAUUAUGUGAGGUUCGCUGUUUUCAGCCGUAACUCUUUAAUUCGACAGCGGACCCAGGAUCUAAACCGUUCAAUGUUUACAGAUCCGUUUCUCCUCUCUUCCGUUCUUCUUUUUCUUUUUCUUCUUUCUCCAGUGGCUGAGCAUACACCCGCUUCGUUUUAAAUGCACGAGGCUCGGCCAAAAGUCGACGACAAGAUUUGCGACCCCACGAUGAUUUUGUCCAAAAGAGUUCGUCCUAGUCAUCAGGACACUUUUGGUUCCAGAACAAAGAGUAGAGAAACGGAAAGCAGAUACCCAGGCCGUCACAGCAGAAUUCCAGCUGGCGUAAGGUGUGUCAUAUUCCAGUUAAUGUCUCGUAGUCUAGCCAUGUGCGUGUACGCUCGUACAAACGCGCCCGCACAAACACACCCACACACAUACAUUUGCAAGGGCAAGACGUUGAAGACCGACCUCUACCUACAGUCUUGCCAACUAAGCGAGCCGUCCAGGCAAAACCGGUGUCGACACGCUCUCGAACCCAGUCCUCCUCUUUGCCCUUCUUUCCUCUCUUUCUCUCUCUCUUUUCUCCCUCCUGUCUCGUCCCCCCUUUUCCAGCUGUCUUUCUCUCUCUUUCUAUCUUAUGGGACUCUCUUGUGUGUUCAACACGGCCUCUUCUCCAGCACUGCUCCGUCCUUCUGCGUCCCUGCAGUCCUCGGCCGAUUCUACCUCGAUCAGUCGACCUGGCGAUAGAGAAGCCGAUCGCAUUCGUCGCCAGAGCUUCUUCGCCUGGUAGAGGGACAUUUUUUUUUUAUUUAUCCGUUCUUGACUUCAAAGUCCUGUUCUGGAAGUUGUCCCGAAAGAGGGAGAGAGACAGAGGAAGAGAGAGAAAGAGAGAGAGAGAGAGAGAGAGAGAGAAAGAGAAAGAAAGAGAGAGAAAGAGAUCUCGUAGGUCCAUGAACGCUGCUGCUGCUGCUGAAGUUGCAAACGCAAAGGCUAUAUGCACGCGUGCAGCACGAGAUGAUACGUGGAGACUUGAAGGACCAUUCCAGGUGCACCCGUGCAACGUGCAUCUACGCCCGCGAACGUGGGAGUGAAGUAUACUUGUGGAGGAUCCCGUAUUAGAGAGUGUCGAUAUAUCGAUACGCGCAGACGAAGAAUCGCCGAGCACGUUGCUUCAAUCGUAAUUGCUCCGGGUGAUGCGCUGCCAUUCGUUAUGUGCUACGUUGGAGCAGUUGCACCAUAGAUCUCAGUCAAGAAAACGCACGAUCCUGGUGACUGGACGCAACCACGAGCUGGGGAACCGGGAAUUGUGUCGAUAGUGACUUCGAGAAAGUUUGUGUCGUAAGUCGACCGACUGUUAAGUCAUCCUCUCAAACGGAUCUGAGAGCCGGGACUUCGAAUUGAUCGAGUUGCAGUUUUCAGCUAGUCGAAGAAGAAGCUGAGCGAAAGAGUAGUAAGUGAGCCCGAGUUGUGACUCGAGGAUUGAAGUGGAUCUCGACGGUGGUGUGAGGAGUGUUCGCGAUAUUGAGCUUCGAAUAGAUCGACGAGAGCGAGGUGAGGACGAGCGAGGUCGUCCCGGUGCACGGUGAUUUAAAUCGCGGUCCGGUUUCGAUGCUUUCGUUGGGCGACCGUGGCGGCUCGCUGGUCGUCAGGAACCUGUUUGCGUCGACGGCCUUCAGCGGGUUUUUGGAAAUGCGCUUCCGGUCGGCGCGGAACGCGAUGUAUUUCUGUACCGUGUGAGAGACGAGGAUACAGACGCGAGGAAAGGCAAGAAAGAAGGUGAGACCGAAAGAAACGAGAGAAGUUCCGCGGGAAGCGGCCGUCGUAGUGAUAAUUAUACACGCCGCUUGAAACUGCCUCGUUACAGAAAUUACCGCGCGUACCGAGCUUCCUCGUGAUUGUUUUCGGCACGAUGCGUAUAUCUUCAUGAUCGGUCGAGUGUACACAAAGAGUUCAUUAUAAGAUGAACGAGCGUUGCUGAUCGACGAGGUUUCCCAAGUUUCCCCGAGGAUAAACACAUUCGAGUCGUGAGAAUCGAAGCGAAACAAUCGAUUCGACAACUCCUCGUCGCUCGCUUUUUUAACCGGCAUGUCCUUUCGUCCAGUUGGAAGCGCAAAAGUUAUCUAGAAUAAAGAAAAAGAGGUAACAUCUUGAAUCUCCUGAGAAGUCAGAGAGGGAAUCAACAAGUGCGCGCAAAGAAAUAGACGAACUCGAAGGCAAUAUCGAUUACGCGGAAAUAAAGGAUAAUCCAAGAAACACGUCGGGGAGGACGAAUACGACCGGUCGAGAGAGAGAGAGUGUAAAAUUAAAAUUGAGUGGAAUUCAAUUUAGCUUAGAAUUGCCUGGGUGAAAAACUCCGGAGGAGCGUGAGAGGGCGGAAAACGAGCGAGUUUCUAUAUUACUGAGGAGGGUGCCGAGAGAUCGAGUACUCGGUGGGAAGCCGCGUGGCUUCCGAACGAAAUCGAACGCUUCACGCUACACCGCGUCCAAACGACGACGAAGCUGCAACGAAAAGCGCGGCUGCGUGGCCGAGCAAGGCGAGCAGGAGCGAGUGUCGAGUCGCGAGAGUCGGAGAGCGGAACGCAGGAGGGAAAUUCUCGUGGCAGCGAGAGGAAAAACGGGUCAGUCGUGGACCACGCGGUCAGCCGUCUGUGAAAUCGUCUGGGCAUGUGAGAGAAAUCGCGGACCAGUCAAAUUCGCUGAGGCUGCCGAGUACCAAGAGACACAGGUGGCGAUCCCGCGUCGCGAAAGGAGAGCUCGGUUUUCCGCCGAAAGGAGCAAAUUCGUCACGUGCGAGAACACGUAACGUCUGACGGAAUUGCGAAGUGUCAGCUGGACAAUUCGAUGGUUUAUGUAGGUGGAGUUUAAACAGCGACGAGAUUGAAAGAACACAACGAGCACUUUUGUCACACUUUUGUCUCGAUCGUGCGGAAAUAUCGGUGAGAAUAACGAAAGAAAACGAAUGGAAAACAGACGGAUGUACGAAUUGAUCUCUGCCUGGGACCUUUGACUGAAGUAACAGUGAAAUUGUAAGUUUUGCGCUCCUAUCAGCUCCUGUUAGCCUUCUGUCCAAAGGGAAUCAUCAUUAUUCGCCAUCCUGAGUAUUCGAAGAGCGGACGUAAAGACUUACUCUUGACAAAGUUUCUCUCUCUCUUGACAAGGCACAUCGAUGACUGAGAGCCGAUGACAUUUCCCGAUUAAGUAGCACACGGAUCCACAUCUUUUCAUUCAUCGAUCAAGAGCGACAAGACGACAGCUUCUCCUCGCAGUGACGGUUUUCUCCGCGAACAGAAUUCACAAAUUUUUACGCAAGAGCCGCGAGCCAUCGAUCGACGCGAUCGCGCCUUCACCACGUAUACGGGAGUGCAUGAUGCGAUUGCGACGGAGUCGCGGCGACCUGGUGGCUUGCGACACGCUACUUCCGCGCGACACAAUCCUGCGUGAUUCAUGAAAAAGUGGGUGUUUGGGGGAGGAGGGAUGCUCGUUGGCUCGCGAAUCGGCGGAAGUGUGCGAGGGAGCGGCCCGUGAGAAUCGUCUUGCAAGAUCGCGCGCGUACGAGGGGUUCGAGAAGACAGGUCUUCCUCGCAAGGAUGGACAGGAGCGAUAACAACGUUGUUGGGGUCGUCGGCGGAAGCGGCGGUGGCGGCGGCAGCGGCGGUGGAGGCAGCGGCGGUGGAGGCGGCAGCGUCGGCGUCGGCGGUGGCUGUCACGUGGGAAACUCCGGAUCCCCGCCGAACUCCACCUCGUCGACUCACGGCACAAUGCAUAAUUCCUCGGGCGGGUUCGACGGCCAGGCCGGGGACAGAGGCUGGGAGAUCCACCAUGUUACGGUCACCAGAGUGCCCGGUUAUGGUUUCGGUAUAGCCGUGUCAGGAGGUCGCGAUAAUCCGCACUUCACUAAUGGAGAUCCAGCAAUCGCGAUCUCCGAUGUGCUCAAGGCUGGUCCGGCUGAAGGAAAAUUGCUAGUGAACGACCGUAUCAUAUCCGCCAAUGGAGUUUCGUUGGAGGGCGCGGAUUACGGUGCUGCCGUGCGGGUCCUGAGGGAUUCCGGUUCUACCGUUUUAUUGGUUGUUAAACGAAGAGUCUUCUCGAAUUCGCCGGGUUGCUUGGGCAGCGCGGGUCCUCAGAGUCAUCGACUCACUCUCACACGAAAUAAUAAAAAAGACGACUUUGGCAUAGUGCUGGGAUGUCGAUUGUACGUAAAGGAGGUUACGCGAGAAAAUAUCGGAGUGAAAAACGGGGACGUGCUAACCCGAAUAGGCAGCGUUGCCGCCGACAAUAUGAGUCUGAAGGAAGCUAGAAAGCUGAUGGACCAGUGCAAAGACAGACUCUCGAUAGUAAUUACGCGGGACAGCUCCUGUUGCCACGCACAGCAGCAAGGUAAAGGGGAUAGCGGUGAAUACCUGUCGGGAGCGAGUUACAGUAGUCAGAACUUAUACGUUCCGCCACCUACGAGACAGCCCUUGGAGGACAAGAGUAACCUCGUGCCGAGAGGUCGUUCGCGGGGUCCGCUGAUGGACGUCUCUCUGAGCCAACUGGAUCUACCAGCUACACCCACAGUGGAUCCACCCAGGCCACCUCCGCCCAGGCCGGAAGAUUAUUAUAGCACGCGUAGACAACUGUACGACGAAGAUUCGGUCUCGCCUCGGUCCAAGCAGCCUAUGCCGGAUCCUCGAUUCAUUACCUUCCAAAAGGAAGGAUCCGUAGGAGUGCGAUUAAGUGGCGGUAACGAAACCGGGGUCUUCGUGACUGCAGUUCAGUCGGGAAGUCCCGCGUCACUUCAGGGUCUUCAGCCAGGAGAUAAGAUUUUAAAGAUAAACGACAUGGAUAUGAAAGGAGUUACCAGGGAGGAGGCUGUACUUUUUCUUCUCAGCUUACAAGAACAGAUCGAUCUUAUCGUGCAACAUCGUCGUCAGGAGUACGAUCAGAUCGUUGCAUCCGGUAGAGGAGAUUCUUUUCAUAUAAAGACACAUUUCCAUUACGAGCAACCGCAGAAAGGCGAGAUGAGUUUUCGCAGCGGAGAUGUCUUUCACGUAGUGGACACUCUUCACAACGGUGUCGUAGGAUCUUGGCAGGUCUUCCGGAUCGGACGUAACAAUCAGGAGGUGCAGAAGGGCAUCAUACCCAAUAAAGCUCGGGCCGAGGAGCUCGCAACCGCGCAAUUCAAUGCGACGAAGAAGGAGAUGAGCGCCAGUGAGAGCAGAGGUAGCUUCUUUAGAAGAAGAAGAAACAGCCAUCGGCGAUCGAAGUCUCUGGGAAGGGAUCACUGGGACGACGUGGUGUUCUCCGACAGCGUCAGCAAGUUCCCAGCUUAUGAGCGCGUGAUCCUGAGACAUCCUGGCUUCAUCAGACCCGUCGUUCUCUUUGGGCCCGUAGCCGAUCUCGCCAGAGAGAAACUUCUCAAGGAUUUCCCCGAUAAAUUCACCUCUCCGCAAAUGGAAAGCCAAAUGGAGGAUGGCGCGGGGAAGAACACCAAAACGUCUGGCAUCAUCCGCUUGAGCGCAAUCAGAGAAGUGAUGGACCGAGGAAAACACGCGUUGUUAGACAUCACUCCUAAUGCUGUAGACCGAUUAAAUUACGCUCAGUUUUAUCCGAUUGUCAUCUUCCUGAAGGCCGAGACGAAGCAAGUUAUCAAAGAAAUGAGAGCUGGCAUACCAAAAUCAGCGCAUAAAAGCAGCAAGAAGCUUUUAGAGCAGUGCCAAAAACUCGAUAAGAUCUGGGGACAUGUUUUCAGUGCGGUGAUUACUCUCAAUGCUCCUGAAGCUUGGUAUCGGAAGCUCAGAGAGCUCAUCGACCGCCAACAACAAGGUUCACUUUGGAUGAGUCAGACUAAGCCGGAAGAAGCCCUCUCGGAUGACUUCCUAUUCCCGAUGACUUCUCGCCUCUCCUACGCUUCCUCCCCGGAGAGUGACCUGGAGUUGAGUCCGGCAACCGUUAUUUCUGGCACGUUGGGCCCGCCAUCGCGACUCAAAAGCAGCUCGGAUCCCAGCAUUGCUACUCAAGAUGACACAACCGCACCGCCGCCAUAUUCAACGAAUUAUCAGCAGUCAUUCGAGCAGCAGAAAAGAAGGUCCCAAGGCGGUGUGGGAGACAGCAAAUAUGGCUUCUCCCUGUCCGGACAAAUGAGCAAUCAGUCCGGCUCGCCGGAAUACCUGGGCGGCUCCUUCGAGCCUAGAUCUCCUCAUCAUAACCCUCCGGACCUUCCGCCGCGAGUCGACCGAAACGCGAAGCCAACUAACCAAACGCCGCGGGGGACCAUCGGACGAUCCGCUCAAGAGCGUCUAGUGAACAAAACCGAGUCGAUUUUGGACAUGGGAAAUUAUAUCAAUGCUACUCCGCACAAAGCGAACGCCACGUCAUCCCUCGAAAGGGCGCAACCGAAAGCGGGGAGUUACGACAGCAUGUCUUCCUACGAUUCGUACAACAAUACGAAUGGGAACGCGAGCUACGGCGCGCCGAAUCUCAACACAUCGACGGGUCGCUUGGGCCCGAACGUACCCGAUGAUCUCAAGAGCAGUAGCAUGCCAGCGAGAGCGCACGAUCCGUAUCGAUUCACCAGGUCUACGGCUCAGCCGAUCCCUACGCAUGAUGCUCAAACGCGGACUGAUUAUGCCAAGUACAGUCGAUCUACCGAUUACAAGUCGAUACCGAUUCCACAAAACAAACCGGGAGGUACUUACAAGCCGAUUCCGCCACCGAAGCCGAAAAAUUACAGACCACCGCAAACAACGCUCGCGCAGACAGAUAACAGCAGUAACGAUGGGAAUAAUUCGUAUCAGCACUCGAAGAGCUAUUCCAUCGCCACGUCUCACGUGCACAAUGGGGUAGACAGUAGCAACAACGUUCAACGCAACAGCGGCCAGUAUUACUACAACAUUCCGCCGCCCGGCCGUCACAAUGAGAGCAAUCUCGUGAAUUCGCACCACAAUCUAAGUCAUCUCGCGCCGCCGACACACAGUCACAGCCUCAGUCACACGCAUUCGCACUCCAGCCCACCUGUCACCACCACGCAUUCCCACAGCAACAGCGCGGGUCAGAUCAAUCUCGGUCUGACGCACAAUCGCAGCAGCACAAAUCACAAUGGGUAUAUGCACGGUAACAAUCACGGGCCGGCAGGCCCGAUCUACCCCUCCGUUAAUCCCGGACACAACAGGGAACCCAGCGGCCUGGACCUCGCUGGCAGUCGGGAGCAAAGAGGGAGUGCUUUCGAGCUCUAUCGAAAGCCGGUUCAUAAUUACAAUAUAAGUUAACGUGUAUCCUGAUGCAAGACUUAUUAUUACUAGGACGAAUUAAUCAAUUUCUCGGAGCGCGGUAAAGUGAAUCGUGCAAUUUUGUAGGACAUAGAUAAUAGACUAUGGGUGAUUAUGAUUGCAAUUAUGAUAUUGCGAGAUGUAUUGUCGAAAUAUGGAUAGAGAUACGGAGAAAUUUGUCUUUCGACUCAUACAUAGGGAUCCUGAGAUGCCAAUAAUAUAAGUGAGACGUUUCUGCAAUUUUACAAACACAAUAAUUAGCUAAUUAGAUAUUCUAAGCACAAAGAGCAGAUUUAGCUUAUAUCGUGACGUACUUGAUAAUUUGUUAUCAAAACAAACGUAUAUAUUAGAGCAGCGUACCCUAAAGACUGUCAUUCGCGAUUUCUCAAUUACAAUCGAUUUCUUUUGUACGUAUACAUGAUGAUACGAAGACACGCAAAUUGUACGUGUGAUUUAUGUGUAUUCGACACGGAUACAAAGGAUUAAAGAAAAGAUAUCAAAAGAUUUUUAAGGAAAUAUAUUGCCAAGUGUAAUGUAUAAACAUAACAAUAAUUCGUUGUUCACACGCGAAGUAGAGAUUUACAUCUUGCUACAAUUCUAUGAGCCAUCAUAAGUUAUAUUUUUUUUGACAAUUUUUUACCGAAACUAUUAAGAUGAAAAAUGGAAAUCUUACGAAAAUAUUAGAAAAUUAUAAAUAUAUUGCGAAAAUUCAGAAAUAUAUUGCUAAACAUUAACGUAUAUAAAUAAAUGUUAUAUCAUCGUGAAUAUAUUUAAAAAAUUGUAAAUUUUUUUAGUGAUACACGAAGAAAAAUUUGAAAGUUCACAAGUGUCAUUUAUGAAUGUACUAUGAUAUUUUUUUUAAGUAAGCGAUGAAAGGAAAGAUACUUAAGAUUCGUAGAAUAUAAUGUAUUCGUUAUUAAGGUACAUGUGAUUUGAGGAUGAUAGAUUUCUCGGAUAUAUAUAUAUUUUUUUUUUGGGAGGUUAAUGCCCUUUCCAGCCGAGCCAGGCUUUAUGGUUAUUUAUUAUAUAGGCCGUAUCGCGCAUCAUUAUUAUUAUAAACCAAAUGACUUUUCCACGUUUAGGUAUCGUUAGCAUAAAGUCGAAGUUUCAUAAAGAGCUUAUAUUAACUGUAAUAACGUGCGUCUCUCGUAACUAUUAGAACUUCGCCAUUAUAUGUGCUGAUAAUCUUUUUAUAUCACAGUUAAAGCGUAAACAGAUUAUACUGCUGUUAACGAAAUGCGGGUUGGAUUACGUUAUAUUAUGUAACUGAUAUUGUGCGAACAUAACUAGUAAUAAAAAACAAAAUUUGUUUAUUAUUAAUGCGUUCAAGUAUUAAAUCUAAAUAUAUGCGAAAUAUGAUUUCGCGUUAUCUUAGCGAGAUUAUUAGAGUUGUUGUACCAACUUUAUAUAAAUAAUUAAAAAAAAAGGUAACAAAAAGUAAAACGUGACUAGAAAAAUAUCCGGGUCUAGCGCAGUUUUUCUUUUUUGUGCAAGAAAAUGAAUGACAAACGACGAAGAAACUAAGUGAUCGAGUAAAAUAUUGUAUAUUCAUAUAAUUUCUGUAUAAUUAAUUAAUGAAUAUUUAAAGCGCUUAUAUUAAUUGA